AUGUCGCCCAAGAUCGAGGACUCCGCGCUCACGCACAUGGCCCGAAAGACUGACGACAACCCACAAAUGUUGUAUGAAGACGUCGACGAACAAGAAUUUCAAGCCAAAGCAUCGAAAUAUCUCCUCAACUACGGCACUCAAUUCAACAGAGAUGUGAUCUGUGCAAGCAAAGGGCUGUAUGUAUACACAGCCUCGGGACAUAAAGUGCUCGACUUCACAUCAGGGCAAAUGUCCUGUCUACUCGGUCACGGCCACCCAGAAAUUGUCCAGACAAUUGCCGACCACGCAGUUUCCCUAGAUCACCUGUUUUCAGGCAUGGUAUCACCCCCUGUCAUCAAUCUAGGCGAACGACUGUGCAAUCUGCUGCCCGCCGGCCUCGACAAAGCAUUCUUCCUAUCCACAGGCGGAGAAAGCAACGAAGCAGCCAUAAAAAUGGCAAAGGUAUACACAGGAAAAUUCGAGAUCGUCGGACUAGGCGCAAGUUGGCACGGCGUCACAGCCCAGGCCCUCGGCGCCCAAUAUCAUUUUGGUCGGAAGGGUCAAGGACCCCUGAUGCCAGGCAUGCUGAUGCUCCCACCCCCAAACGCCUACCGAUCCAUCUUCCGCCAUUCCGACGGCUCUUACGACUGGAAAGCCGAGCUGGACUACGGCUGGCGCAUGAUCGAUAUGCAAUCCUGCGGCUCGCUCGCAGCCUGUAUUGUGGAAUGCAUCCAGUCCUCCGGCGGCAUGCACGUCCUGCCAGUUGGCUACCUCGCCGCACUCAAGCACGAGUGCACAAAGCGCGGGAUGCUCCUGAUCGUCGACGAAGCACAGACCGGCGUCGGCCGAUGCGGCGAUCUCAUGGCGAUCAACCACGAAGGCGUCGUCCCGGACAUCCUGACCCUCAGCAAAACACUAGGCAACGGACUGCCUCUCAGCGCCGUCGUGUCUAGUGCUGAGAUCGGGCGCGUGUGCGCUGAGCGAGACUACUGCUUCUACACGACGCAUGUCAAUGAUCCGCUCCCCGCUGCUGUCGGCGAUAAAGUGCUUGAGAUUGUUAUGCGUGACGGGCUGGUCGAUCAUUCGCGUGCUAUGGGGGAGAUACUACACUCGCGCCUGAACGCGCUGAAAGAAAAGUACGGGUGUAUCGGGGAUGUUCGCGGACGUGGACUCAUGGCCGGUAUUGAAAUUGUUGAGAGUCGCGAGACGAAGACUCCUGCGCUAGCUUUGGGAAAGGCGAUCGGGAAUCGGGCUUAUGAUUUAGGCUUAUGGGCCAAUCUCAGUAGUCAUCCGAGCUUUGGAGGGGUUUUUCGUAUUGCGCCGCCAAUCACGAUUACUGAGGACCUGCUGCUGUCUGGCUUGCGGAUAUUGGAGGAAGCGUUCGCGUCUACCCCCGGUACUUUGGGCGUGUGA
Penicillium bovifimosum is the source of this 1392-nucleotide messenger RNA. RefSeq names its product aspartate aminotransferase family protein. Lineage: Eukaryota; Fungi; Ascomycota; Eurotiomycetes; Eurotiales; Aspergillaceae. Gene Ontology annotation, cellular component: mitochondrion. Bases 1 to 1392 code for a protein of 463 amino acids. Gene Ontology annotation, molecular function: pyridoxal phosphate binding; transaminase activity. The record is from RefSeq and is a predicted model, not a curated record. The transcript has a single exon.